GGAUCGGGCCUCGGUUGCGUGCGCUUCUGCGGUACGCGAGUCGUUGCUAUCGACGCGUUUCGGGUGGCGUGGAACAGAAGGGAACACCACACGCGCGGUGCCCUUUUUACGCGGGUGCGUGUUCGCGAGUGCGCCUCCUAAGGACGAACCACCACAGGUUUUACGGCGUUCGACCUGCAUUGGUGAAUGCCACCCUGGGUAACCGGGGCGGUUUGCAUACGAGUACGCUUGGAAUAUUUUCCCGCGGCACCCUUGGCGUAUCGUGGAUAAAAAAAAACAAACGCGACCAGCAUUCAAGUGAAAACGAGUGAGUGAGCAGCUAAUUGAGAGUUCCGGGAAAUCCGUUGCAUCGCUCCAGUGAAACCGUGACAAAAAAAAAAGAAAUAGAAAAGGCAAAGCGUAAAUACGAAAAAAAAUUGUGAGUAAAAGUUGUGCGUGCGCGCGAUGCAAAAGAAAAUUCAACCCCAGUGUCAAUCGAAUCGAGAGCUCGCGAGUGUUUACUUUUGAUUUUCUUUCGUUUGCUUUUUUCCCAGCCCCCUCGGGUGAACGUGGGGGCGCGGGCAGCUAGCGUGUGGUGUUCGACUGGUGUUGUGAAGUGGUGGUUGGGUGAUUGAGAAAAGGAAAAUAAAAAAAAGCCGAAAGCCUGGCAAACAUGGUGCCAACGUACGUGACAGAAGUGCGCCCCCGGGCGUUGGAGGGUGGUGGAAAAUCGACGAAAAAGUUUCGCACUCUAACGACGCUGAUGCUGCCGCUACUUGUCGUAGUCGCUUUGUGCGGAAGGAUACCACCGACCGUGGCCAGUUCCAUCAUUGGCGACGAAAAUGGUCCACUGAUAGAAGUCCAAACGGCGGUCGGGCUGGAUGUGUCCUUGCCGUGCGAUCUGCUGCCAACGACCAUGACCAUGAUGGCGGACAAGGUCUACUUGGUCAUCUGGUAUAAGGAGGGCAACACGAAGCCAAUUUACUCCUUCGACGCGCGAGGUAAAAGCCUCCAGCAAGCCAUCCACUGGUCGGACGAAGCGGUGCUCAAGACGAAGGCGUACUUCUACUACGACACCAGCCCACCGGCCCUUCGGAUCAAGGGCGUCAAGCAGGAGGACGCCGGUUUGUACAGAUGCCGCGUGGAUUUCCACAAAUCGCCCACGAAAAACUGUCGAAUCGAGCUGGAUGUCCUGGUGCCACCGUCGAAGAUUACGAUCCUGGACGAGAACGGAGCGGCCGUGCAGAACAACGUGGUCGGACCGUACCGGGAAAAUGUGGACAGCAAUCUGACCUGCAUCUCGAGCGGUGGCCAACCGACGCCCAAGGUGACCUGGUGGCGAGAGCACGCCCUGCUGGACGAUUCGUAUCUCGUGCUGCCGGACGGCACCGUCAAGAACGUCCUGUAUCUGGAGAAACUCGGGCGCCAGGAUCUGCACUCGGUUUAUACGUGCCAAGCGAGCAACGGACACGUCGUGCCACCGCUUUCCAGCGCCGUGAAGUUGGACAUGAAGCUGCCAGCCCUGUUCGUGCGGAUGCAGGGCCUACGGGAAUCGCUGACGGCGGGCGUCAAGACGCAAGUAUCCUGCACCACGGCUGGAAGUCGACCGGCACCGAGCGUUGUCUGGGAGAAAGGAUCAUCCGUCAUCCGUGGCUCAUCACAAACGACGUCCAACGAUGGGAAUGUCACCGUCUCGGAGUUGGUGUUCGUGCCCGGACCGGAGGAUAAUGAAAAAUCAAUUACAUGCUCAAUUAACAGCGAAGGCGACGGUCCGACGGUGUCGCUGAAGGAUGUCCGCGUGCUGAACGUGAAACACGUGCCGGUGAUAUCACUCGCGCUCGGAGCACCACUCAACUCGCAGAACCUGAUGGAGGGCUCGGACGUGUACCUGGAGUGUGACAUCAAGGCGAACCCGCCGGUGAAGAAAAUCGAAUGGUUUCACAACAACAAACUGCUUCAAUCGGCCCGCGGCAUCAUCGUCUCCAACCAGACGCUCGUUCUGCAGAGCAUCACAAAGUCCACCCACGGCGAGUACAUGUGCCGGGCGGCGAACAGCGAGGGCACCGUCAACAGCAACCAGCUCUAUCUGGACAUCAAAUAUCCACCGGCGUGCAAAUCGGAAGCACAAAUAAUCCGCGCCGCCGUCAAGCAAACCGUGAACAUCACCUGCGAUAUCGACGCGAACCCGAUGCCAAAUCUGCUGUUCCGGUGGCAGUUCAACAACUCGCUCGAGAGCAUGCUCGAGUUGCCACCGUACACGAACGUCGAGUCGGAAGCCGCCAACCUCGCGCUGGAAGAGAUCGACCUCGAGACGAACCACAUGGGCCCAAGCCUGGAGGAGAAGGUGCGCAAGAAUUUGGAACGGCUCGAACACUCCGUGCGCCAGCAACAGAAGCUCCAUCAUCACCUGCUGCACGCUGGCUCGUACAAGGAGGAACUCGCAGCGCUGGUCGACGGCCAGCUGUACAUGUACCGGGUGGACACGUUCAACAGCUUCGGUACGAUCAUCUGCACCGCGACAAACUCGUACGGGCAGAGUGGCCAAUGCGCCUAUCACAUCCUCGUUGCUGACGUUCCCGAUCCCAUCAAGAGCUGUACCGUCUCGAAUGUGACGGCGUACACGGUGCAUAUAUCCUGCAUCGCCGGCAAGGACGGUGGGAUUCCGCAGCAGUUCCACAUCGACGUGUUUGAGGAAUCGAAACGGAAGCUGCUGCAGAGCAUCAGCUACACGAGUCCCGAGAUGCUGCUGAAGAAGCUGCCAAGUGACACCAAGUUCAUCAUCAAGAUCACACCGUACAACCUGCAGGGAACGGCCCCAACGAGCUACCGGGUGAAGGCACAAACGCUUCCGGCGCCACUGCUGAGGACAGCUCCAUCGAAGGCAGUGCUCGUGCAGCUAACGCCCCUGCUGGGAGCCCUCGUCGGCGCGGCCGUGACACUCUGCCUGGUCGCACUUUGCAUCAUCGUUUUCGUGAAGUUCAAAACGAAGAAAAAGCACCACCAGACGGCGAACACCGAGCAGGACAAGGGCAGUGCGGAACCGCUCAGUCGCAACAUCGGCAGCCACUCGAGCAUCGACGACAAGAACCCGGACGUGAUACCGCACGAGAACAGCGAGGACGACGAUGAGAAGCAGUUCGAGCGGUUAGCGCUUACCGCGGACGGGCUAAAGUUCGGUAGCCACACGACCUCAGUGGUGGGUGCGGGAGCCUAUUCACCCACCCAUCACCACCUGAUGUCACCCACGGGGAACGGUUUCAAGAAGUUCGGUGAGCUAUCCUUGACGACGAAUCCGGGUUACGCGAUAUACAGCUCACCGGUGCGUAGCUACGGGAAACCGAGUCCAAGUCAACAACUCGGUUCGCUGCUCCUCUCGACGGGUCCAGGUGUCCAGGGCACGACGACAACGACGGCGGCGACGGCGGUGCCGGUCACAACCGGAACCGGAGUUCCAACCGGAACAGGCUUGCUCCUGACGUCCGGUCCGGGUGCGAUCACGUCCCUGCCGACGCGUACAUCACCCAACAUCUACACAAGACUGCCGCUGCGAGACUUUACGCCGAACAGCUACGAUAGCAUGCUCAGCACCUCGCAGACGACGUCGUGCUCGUCCUCGUCGAAUGGGGGCUACGGUUCGGCGCAGAUCUACACCGCCAAGAUGCCACUGCUGACGACGAACUACACCGCUCUCGAUGGCACGGGAUCUGCCGGGCUUGGGCUCGGUCAGGUGGACAAGUGUUGA
This is a messenger RNA of Anopheles nili, 3721 nucleotides long. Its product is annotated as hemicentin-2. Bases 653 to 3721 code for a protein of 1022 amino acids. The transcript has 19 exons. The record is from RefSeq and is a predicted model, not a curated record. Gene Ontology annotation, molecular function: protein binding. NCBI's taxonomy places the organism in Eukaryota, Metazoa, Arthropoda, Insecta, Diptera, Culicidae.